Molecule: messenger RNA, 1248 nt
Organism: Rhinocladiella mackenziei CBS 650.93
Lineage: Eukaryota; Fungi; Ascomycota; Eurotiomycetes; Chaetothyriales; Herpotrichiellaceae
Exons: 1
Coding region: 1-1248 (415 amino acids)
Molecular function (GO): protein binding; 6-phosphogluconolactonase activity
Source: RefSeq, a predicted model, not a curated record
AUGAAGCUGCUAAUCAUUCUUCUCGCAGCAUCCGCAACUCUGGUGGCACCGUCUAUGGCAGCUAAAGAAAAAGCCUCGUUCACCUUUUACGUUGCCCUCCAAAGCACUGGUAUCCUGGAAGUUUCUUUCGACCCAAACAAAGAUGUGAACGAGUCUCUGUCGAUCAUCGCAACCAACACGAAUGCAGGCAAAAUGCCCGGAUGGCUCACCUCGUACCACCAUAAAAUCUACAGUAUCAGUCGGACUGCCUUCCCCGACAACGACACCAAGUCCGGUGGUGUAUUUGCAUUCCAAGAACCGCCCGCUUCGGCCGCACGUGGAACACUCCUUACGUUUCUCGACAAAGAGAGCAGCAACGGGGAUGGAGGUGUGUAUUGUGAUGUGAACCGAGAUGGAAAAACGUUGGCGGCUGCCAACAUCGACGGAUCAACCGUAUCAAUCUACCCAUUGUCCGAGGACGGUACAAUUGGCAAAGCGACUUAUGUCUUCAAGUACAACCUGACAGAACCCAGCCCUGGCACCCGAGAUAGCCAAGUGAAAGCAAACCCUCACCAGUCAAUAUUCGAUCCGUCCGGUCAGUUCCUGUUCGUGCCCUGCCGCGGCGCAGAUCGCGUCUACGUCUACUCGGUUCAAGGCCCCGAACAGGUUAAAGAGAUAGAAUCGAUCACCCUGCCACCAGGAACUGGGCCUCGACAUGUGGUAUUCAAGCAACUCAACGCGACAACCGCCGAUAUGUAUCUCAUCAGUGAGCUGGACAACACAGUCCGCCUCUUCACUCUAAACUACGAGAACCCGUGGGGACCUAGAUUCCCCCAAGAGGCGGGGAACCUCACUAUCACCCUCAAGCAGACGAUCUCAACUUUGGGUCCAGAUCUCCCUCCUAGCCUUCCGGACAACCGAGACCUCGCUGCCGAAAUUGCCGUUACGCACGACGGGAAAUUUGCGUAUGCAUCGAAUCGAAACACCUUGAGUCUGGACAGUGACAACCUCGCCAUCUACUCCGUCCACGACAACCGCUUAACAUAUCUCGGAUCCAACGAGACACAGGGCAAGAUCCCGCGCCAUUUCGCGCUUUCGAAGGACCAAGACAAUCAAUGGCUUGCUGUAGCCAACCAACUGACUCAAGACAUUGUGGUCUUUGAAAGAGAUCUAAAGGCAGGCCUGAUGAAAGACGUCAAGGGCCGACUUAAGCUAGGCGAGCUCGAUAUGACGUUGGCACUGGGGCCGAUGUGUAUCUUGUGGAAGUAA